GGGUCCUCCCUGUAGUGUGUGUGUGUUUUGCGACGAGUUGAAAAUGGCGGCGUGAGCUAGAUCCUACAAACUUUAGCGGAUAAUAACAAGAAGAACAGCGAUUUAAAACCCCUUUUCACGUUUAAGAGAAAGGAGUCUAAGGAGAGCUUAAAACACGUUUUUACCGCGCUUCCCCGAGCGAUGUUUAGCGCAACACCCUGCAGUUCUUUUCGACUGAUAUGGUAGAAAGUUCUUCCAAAUUAUUGCAGCCGUUCAGUUUUAUAUAGCUAUAAAUCAAACUUCGACAUUUCGCGGUAUCGAGACGCUUAAAUAUUUCGUUAUUUGGUUUACGUGGGAUAAGGGAACUUUUAUCUGUAUUAAUCGGUAGAACCUCAGCCAUUAUACUGGACACGGGUUGCCGCUUACUAGCUAGCAGGUUCACUUAACAUAAUAUCAUCAAAUAAAAAUAUAUUUUAAAACUUAUUGCUUUCUGACCAGUUAGUCACGUACACACGUCAGAUUCCGUUCAUAGAUUUAGUAGCCCGCCAGCUAAGACAGAACGUAAGCUUUAGCUAGCUUAGCGGGCAAGGCUAAUAGCUGCAGCUAAGUGAGCAGGCUACCAGUAGUUGUUUGAUUGCACAUCCAUAUCGUUUUAUUCUCAUGCAAAAAUGUUGCCUUUUAGUGCCGGAUAGCUAGCCGACUAGCUGGUUACAGAUGGUUAGCGCAUUCGUUUUUGUGUCCUCAUUAAGACCGUCUUUGGUAAUAUAACCGCGCGCUGUGUUAUUACUGUUAGCUUUCCAGCUACGUUUGUACUUUAGUUGAAGUGAAUUGGUGGGUAGUUCGCCCGCAUAGGUCGUUUCCAGUUAUGUAGGGGGGUGUCUUGGUCUUCUGCAAGGUUCUGGUACCGUUGCGAAUGAUUUUCGGGGUUUAGCUGCCGUUUCACUACCCCGUGAAACUAAACUUUAAAAAACACUGACCCACUUGGUAACCUUCAAAGUAUAUCCAUAUUUUUUCUUAAACAGCCUUUAUCGAGGUAGAAUCAAAUCGUCCCGAGUCACGUCUGAGCAGGUGAAUUUUAAUAAAUUGCCCCCCCCCCCCUAAGAGGAGUUUCGGUUUAACAUUAAAAAUGGAAGAGGGACACACUCGUUACAGUAAAAGAUUGCGGACAGGCACACGACGGCGGUACCAGGAUGAUGGCAUCUCUGAUGAUGAGAUUGAAGGGAAGAGGGCCUUCAACCUGAAUGAGAAACUGUAUUCUGACAAGUACAACUCUGACCUUGUCAAGCGCAUGGAAGGCAAAGAUUUUACGUUUGAGUACAUCCAGAGGGAGGGACUGAGGGACCCCAUUAUCUUUGAGAAAGCAGAUGGACUCGGCAUUCAAAUGCCGGAUUCUGAUUUCAGUGUGAACGACGUGAAGCUGUUUGUGGGCAGCAGACGGGUGAUCGACGUGAUGGACGUGACCACACAGAAAGGCAUUGAGAUGUCCAUGGCUCAGUGGAGGAGGUAUUACGAGACGCCAGCCUCGCAGAGGGGGAAGCUCUACAACGUCAUCAGCCUGGAGUUCAGCCACACCAAGCUGGAGAACCUGGUGAAACGGCCAGCAUCAGUGGAUGUCGUCGACUGGGUUGACAACAUGUGGCCGCGUCACUUGAAAGAGAGGCAGAGGGACUCCACCAACGCCAUCAUCGAAAUGCAGUACCCCAAAGUACAGAAGUACUGCUUGAUGAGUGUGGAGGGCUGUUUCACAGACUUUCACAUUGACUUUGGAGGCACCUCUGUCUGGUACCAUAUACUGCGAGGCGGAAAGAUCUUCUGGCUGAUCCCGCCCACGUCGCAGAACCUGGAGCUGUACGAGAACUGGGUGCUGUCAGGGAAGCAGGGUGACAUCUUCCUAGGGGACAAGGCCUCACAUUGUCAGCGAGUCGAGCUGAAGCAGGGCUAUACCUUCAUGAUCCCCUCCGGCUGGAUCCAUGCAGUCUACACCCCAAUGGACACACUGGUCUUUGGGGGCAAUUUCUUGCACAGUUUCAACAUCCCAAUGCAGCUUCACAUUUACAACAUUGAGGACAGGACACGGGUGCCAGCGAAAUUCCGUUACCCCUUUUACUAUGAGAUGUGCUGGUAUGUGCUGGAGAGGUACCUCUACUGCCUGACCAACAUCUCUCAUCUCACACCCGAGUUUCAGAAAUACUCUCUGGGCAUCGGUCUGACACAGGAAAAUGCGUCAAACCUGGAACAAAAUGUCAAUGGUCACGCCAAGGAGGAAGAAGAGGAGGAGCAGAUUUCCCCUCCCGUGAAGCCUGGCGUCAAGGUCCACCUCACGCCCUUCGAGCUGGAGGGGCUGUGGAACCUUCUGGGAAAGCUGGAGUCCCUGCCCUCUCACAAGAAGUGCGUCCCGGCCGGAAUCCACAACGCGCCAGCGCUGCUGCACGGCAUCCGGACUUUGCUGGAGGAGCAUGCCAACGAUGAUCCCAAACUGGCCUACACUGGAAAACCUAUCGUCUUGUGGCCUGAGAGGCCGCCCUGGUACCAGCCGCCUCCCCCUCCGCCUUCCAUACUGAACCGGCCGCGCCUCUCGUCACUGGCCCAAGGCCCACCGCCGCCUCCCCGGCCCCUGAAGCCGCCCUCAUCCAUUUCGGCGAUCCGCCGCAGGCGCGUCCGCUGCAAGCGCUGCGAGGCCUGCGUGCGCACUGAAUGCGGCGACUGCAACUUCUGCAGGGACAUGAGGAAGUUCGGGGGUCCUGGACGGCUGAAGCAGACCUGCGUGCUGCGACAGUGCUUGGCGCCGGGACUCCCGUUGUCAGCCGUGUGCUCCAUCUGCGGAGAAGGCGGCCAGGAUCCCGGGGAGACCACCGACUUGUCCUCCACGCUCAUGGAGUGCUCCAACUGUGCGCAGAUCACCCAUCCAGAAUGCAUCAAGACGCAGGGUGAGGGCGUAGUCAACAAGGAGCUGCCCAGCUGCUGGGAGUGUCCUAAGUGUGUGCUGGAGAAGAAAAACAACUCUGAGUCCUCAGGUAGUGAUGACGACGAUGACGAGGACGAUGACGAGGACGCCAGUGUGACGUCACCAGGCCCCCGCCCUCCCACGUCUCCCACCUCAGGAAAAACUUCACACGGGGAAGGGCUGGGUAAGGAGGAUGACUGCGGGGGCAGGCCCACACGCCGCGGCCGCCCCUCGCUGGCCCUGUCCUAUCUCUCGCCGUCACGCGGCCGGCGUAUGGUGCCCCCUCCCUCCCAGAGGCUGUUACUGCAGCAGCAGCAGCAGAACAGGAAGCGGGCGGCAGCUCUGGAGCUGAGACUGCGCCGGAAGAUAAAACUGGAGCGGGACAAAAUUUUGCAGACCAAACGAAGACCCUCCUCUCUGGAUUCUCGUUCUCCCAAAGUCCUCCGCAGCUGUAGCCAGGGUGUAGAUGACGACGGUCAUGCUGCCCACCGGCGUCUCCGGGGCUUGUCCCGCCUUUCCCCUGAUGUGCGGCUUCCGCGUGGGAGCGGGUCCGGUAGGCGGGGCCUGUGGAGGGGCUCGCCUUACCGCACGAGCCGAGGAGGCAGGCCGACAGUGGGCUCGCCCCUAAUGAGACGCGAGCUGGGGAUGAGGAGGGAGAGGGACGGGCGCAGAGAGAGAGGCCGGGGGGUGCGGCGACGAGGCAUGUGCCGACAUCAGCGCCCUAGGGAAGACAUGGAGGAGAGGAAUGAGGAAGACAGUAGCAAGGGAGAAGAGGCAGAUAAUCAGCGAGGAGGACUCCUGGACAAGGAGAACCGGCCACAAGGGCUAGGAGCAGACGACGACAAGAUUAUGGAGAUGGACCAGGAUGGUACGGAGGAGGAGAAGAUGGAUGAAGAUGGAGAGGAAGGGAGCCAAUUGGAUUCUGACCCAAGCUCACAACUGCUGCUAGUGUCUGACCUCAGUGAUGACCUGCUGAAGAGUUCUCGUCUGACUGUGACACUGCAGCGCCCCCCGAAGGCCAAGCGCGACCCCGGUGCCAUUGUCCCCAAACUGGAAGCAGCAGUAUCAACUAGGGCUUCCAACGGCCAGGGGUAUGUCCAGCGGAAGUCUUUGCAGCGCCCUCGACUCAAUAAUGGCAACACUGCAUCAGAGCGAGGGAGGAUCUCUAGUAGGUCAGGCUCUUCUGGGCGACAUCCGCAUGUGCACCUCCGAAGAUCCUCCCUCAGCCACCUGGGCCAGAGAAAGGGACUCUCCUCGGAGGCUCGGGCCACACCGCCCCAAGCGCAAGCGGCCCCUGACUCCGCCUCCCCAUCAACUUCUUCAUCUGAGGCCUUGGCCUCCCCCGUGUCUUCCCCCUCCAUUCUCUCCACUGUUAAAGAUUCAGGCCACGAGCCGGGCUGCGAAAAGGAGGUGUGGGUGUCCGUGUUCCGCUACCUGACCCGCGCAGAGCUCUGCGUUUGCAUGACCGUCUGCAAGAGCUGGUAUAAAUGGAGCUGUGAUAAGCGCCUGUGGACCCGAAUUGACCUGAGCUGGUGCAAGGCCAUAAGUCCACAGGCCCUGUCUGGCAUAAUCAAACGCCAGCCUGUCUCCCUUAACCUGUCUGGGACCCUUAUCUCCAAGAAGCAGCUCACCUGGUUGAUCAACCGUCUGCCAGGCCUGAAGGACCUGAUGGUCUCUGGGUGCUCCUGGUCUGCUGUCUCAGCCCUCAGUUCUCCCAGCUGUCCCCCUUUGCGUUCCUUGAACUUACGAUGGAUAGAGGGGGUCAAAGACACUCAGAUCCGGGACCUGCUCAAUCCUCCAGGUUGCAAUAACCGCAGCAAGCUGAGGAACUUGCUGUCCUUCCGGCUAUCGGGCCUGGAGAUCAGUGACUCCACCUUGAGGCUGAUCAUCAGGCACAUGCCUCUGCUGACUCAGCUCGACCUCUCGCACUGCCGUGGCAUCACUGACCAGUCCGUCAACCUGCUGAGCGCCGUGGGCUCCUCCACCCGUAACACGCUCACCGAGAUCAACCUGGCAGGUUGCAGCAAGCUGACCGAUACCUGCCUCCAGUACUUGAAGCGGUUCUCCAGUCUCACACUGUUGGACCUGCGGGACUGUAGGGGCGUGACGCGGAAGGCGUGCGAGAACUUCAUCUCUGAGCUGUCUGUCAACACCCUCUACUGCCUGUCCGAAGACAAGCUGAUACAGAGGAUAUCCUAGGCUUGUUUCAACAAGGGAGUUGGGGAUGGGGUGGGGGGUGGGAGAUGGGUACAAGUCUACUGCCAACCAGAAGGAAGGCAUAUUCCAGAUGAAAGACUGGAAUACUUUGCAAGUUGUACUGACUAUUAUCAGGAAAUUGGGAAUGGAAUAGAGUGGAAAAAAAUGUGGCAAAAUGACUGGAGCCAGGAAGUAUUUGGCCGAAGCUACAGGAAGACAUGCUGAUAGUACUUGCUGCCCUGGUGCCCACAGUGUGGAUGGAGGACUUCGCUGGGCUCGCUAACAGUGCGGAGGGCAUUCACACGGCGGGAACAACACAAUCCAUGUAGUUUGUUCCGCGAAUCAUGCUUAGUGUGACAGAAUGGAAUAUAGUGGACUACUUACAGCCCUCUGAGCCAAAUUUUGACCUGUUCAGGGGAGGUGCUAUACUGAAAUGGUGCAAACUGGGGGGAAGGUGAGGCGCAGUAACAUCACAUGAGUAACGGCAAGCAACUAAAUGACUCCGAAGAGCAUGUACCGACAUUGGAUACCGAAAAGGAGAAAACGAGGGAUAAGAACAUUAAUGGUCUGGGGGGAAAUGCGAGCACUUACUUGCGAUCUAUUUGGGAAAAAAAUGUGUUGGGUCAUUAUUCUAUGUCCAAAUCUCUUCCUUAUUUUCCCCCCUGUUCAAAAGGAUGUAAAUUGUACUUUUUUCAUAGAAUUUCCAUUACUUGUUUACUUGUAUUUAAAAAUUUCUUCUCAAUCCACUUCCCUGUUUUGCCUCUUAAACUGUAUUUUCUGAAGAUCCGAUGGACAGUUUCUGUUCGUCGUCUCACUUUCCUCUCUAAAAAUAUAAAUAUAUACUUUUAUGUAAAUUUGUUUCUUUCAUCUAGUCUACGACGACAAAAAAACUGUAGCAUUAUAAUUUUCUGAAGUAUUUCUGAUUUUUUUUCCCAAAAAAUUAAAGAAUUGCCAUUUCGUAAAAAUCAAAGUGACAGUCAAGCUUUUUGAACUAUUUGGUCUGGAAGAAAAGCGCAAUCAGCAUCACCCGCCGAGUUCAAGCAUUACUUUUGCUGUGGACUUAUAGAAAGAAAUCCUUACUGAAACCGUGUGUAAUCGACUGGUAAUGAGGCGGAGAGUCAAAUACUGUUACAGUUAAUGCGGAUUUAUGAAAACUGAUUUAUAUCACCGUCAUCGGGAAACAAGUUUCACUGUUUGCUGAUCUUUAAUUCACAUUUUCUAGAAUUUUUUUUUUUUUUUUUUUUUUUGGGAGGGGGGGAGUGGUGCUGAUGGUUUUAAUUGUACUUUGUGUGGCAUAUACACAUCGUUGAUUUGCAGGUUGAAAUUUUACAGGUAAUUCGGUUCACGAGUACACUUAUACAUUUUCAAUUUACUGUUCCUUACACGGUGUUUGAUAUUGAAUUUCUAAUAGAUAUGGUUAUACCCAUGACAGUCGGUGUUAUAAAACAAUUUAUCUGAACUGAAAUGCCAACUCUAGGGGCCGCCUGUGUAGUACCAUUAGCUAAAUAACCAGAGAGUUUCAAACAAAUUCAUUAAUAAAUAAAACAGAAGUAAUAAAUAA
Molecule: messenger RNA, 6680 nt
Organism: Brienomyrus brachyistius
Lineage: Eukaryota; Metazoa; Chordata; Actinopteri; Osteoglossiformes; Mormyridae
Product: lysine-specific demethylase 2A-like
Biological process (GO): protein demethylation; regulation of transcription by RNA polymerase II
Molecular function (GO): histone demethylase activity; zinc ion binding; DNA binding
Source: RefSeq, a predicted model, not a curated record